AUGCGCAGUGUAUUCUACGUUGUUAUUGCCUUUGCAAUUUUAGUGAACAGCAGCGGCGUCACAGCGAUCCCGAAUCCCAUCACUGAGUCUCAACUCUUGUCGAAGGCAUCCCCUGACCCUGCGGCGAAAAGAUCUCUCCGGAACGCAGGCCAACAAGUUGUUCAGAGCCGCCCGACGGACGGGAACGGUGGAGUCUUCAAAGCUUUCAGUGGUACAAACAAACUCAUAAAGCUGCCAGACAUGAAAACAAGCAACGUUCUCGAAGCUGCCAAGAAGGUGAAAAAGUUGAAAGAGAUGGACAAGUUAAAAAAGUUGAUAUAG
Phytophthora infestans T30-4 is the source of this 321-nucleotide messenger RNA. Its product is annotated as secreted RxLR effector peptide protein, putative. The record is from RefSeq and is a predicted model, not a curated record. The transcript has a single exon. The coding region runs from base 1 to 321 and encodes 106 amino acids. Lineage: Eukaryota; Oomycota; Peronosporomycetes; Peronosporales; Peronosporaceae.